UGGGAAAGAUAAAAUCCUAAUUUGUGUAAUUCCGUUCAUAUUGUUGGUCAACGUCCCUUGCGUCGGAUAUGCAGGAGCUUACUUGCCACUAUCUCAUUAUUCCCAUUCCCCGCAGUAGCAGUUAAAACGCGUGAGGCUCUGUCGGUCUGACCUUGAGUCACAUCUUCACAGUGGCUUUUUUUUCAACUGCCUACCCACGGAUUUCCAGUGUCUUGGUUGUUGAAAAUAGCUUGGCUGCUCCCUGCCGCUAUGGCUAAUUCCUUAGGAACCGGUGGAUCCAGUUUGAUCCAUCCCUUUCUUUCUUUCCCUUCACCAACUUGUUGAGUCUUUCCCCCCGUCGGUUGUUCAUACUGUAAAAGAAGCUGUGUACGGCUCAGCUCGUAGUUGUGCCGACUUCUGAAGAAAUGUCGCAAGUUUGAAUGAAGUUGAGUGCAGAGCUCGGUGGGACGGUGUCGCUUUUUAAAGUGGAAACUCGACUGGACGCGCGCAGAAGAAGCUUUGACGCAGCAACCUGGAGGUGGAGACAACUUCACCACCCCCCCCACCCUCACCCCCCCCCUCCGUCCUUGACUGAAAUUACCAACUUAUUUUGCACAAGGGAGACACUUCAAGCACUCCCACGGCACUUGAAAUGGAGGCUCCAGAUGGCUACUGUGUUAGUAACGGCCAAUGCUCUCCCGGUAAGGAGAACUCGAGAAUGUUGUCAGAUACGUCAACACCUAAGGGACAGGCAGUUCCUCAGGGUCCUAAUUCCCCCAGUGAACUGACAAUUAAGCAAGAGGAAGAAACAGUGGAGGAGGCUGACAACAGAAGCCCAGCACUUGAAGAAAUAGGCCAAACAGGGGAGGAAGGGGUAGCACUGGAGGAAUCCAUGACUGACAGCCCAAGCAAUGUUCAGGAUGGAUCAUCUGAGCCAAACGUGACAACGGAUGCAGGAAGUCGACAACCAAACGGUGACAGGCCGUUCCAGUGCAACCAGUGUGGCGUCUCGUUCACCCAGAAGGGAAACCUGCUGCGACACAUCAAGCUGCACACAGGCGAAAAACCUUUCAAAUGCCCCUUCUGCAGCUACGCCUGCCGGCGGCGCGAUGCCCUCAGCGGGCAUUUGCGCACUCAUGCUGUUGGCAAACCACACAAGUGUAACUACUGUGGAAGGAGCUACAAGCAGCGAACUUCCUUAGAAGAACACAAGGAGCGUUGCCAUAGUUACCUGCAGGGUAUCGGCUUGGAUCCCAAUACCAACACUGGCCCUUACACAGGUGAGGUGCCUAAAGAGCCGAGGCCCAUGGCAGAGCCCAACACCAUGGCUUCCUUUGAUCGGCCGCCCGUUAUUGAAAGGUUGCACAGCAAUGUGGGGAAGAGGAAGAGCACCACACCUCAGAAAUUUGUGGGUGAAAAGAUGGUACGCUACAGCUACCCUGAAGUAGGCUAUGAGAUGGGCCUUAAGUAUGAGAAGCACGCUGAGAUAAUGUCGGCUCACAUGAUGGACCAGGCCAUCAGCAAUGCCAUCACAUAUCUGGGAUCGGACACUCUUCGGCCCAUACUCCACCAUCCAGGCCCCCCUCUCUCUAUGGGCGAGGUGGUGCCCAUGGUCAACCCCCUCUUCCACCAUGUCCUGCCAUUGGGCCAACGAACAGAGCGCCCAGGAAACUGUGAAACGCUGCCUCCACAGCCGCCUCAGCCCCAUGACUUCACCAGCCAUCCCACCACAAAUGGCCCCAGUGCUUUAACCAGGCUGGGCAAGCUGCGCCAGCCAGGGCAAGAGGAGUCUCCCAACAACAGUGGAGUUGACUCUGCUGACUCAGCUCGCAGCAGCCCUCACGAGAGGCAAGGUUUCCACGGGAGCAACUUCACUCCUGGCCUCAGGUCUCGAGCCAGUCCAGCAGUGGUUUAUUCAGGCGAGCGGGCGUCAGAAGCAUCACCCAGAAGUGGGGCAGGAAUGGGGCCCGGGAUGAUGCAAGCCGCCACAGAGAGGCCAGUGAGUCAGGAAGGGGUGCGGGUGUUUGGACGAGAGGGCCAGGAGUUGCGGGCCUUCCAAUGCGAGCAUUGUCGGGUGCUCUUCCUGGAUCAUGUCAUGUACACCAUCCACAUGGGUUGCCAUGGAUACAGAGAUCCGCUGGAAUGCAACAUCUGCGGCCACCGCAGCAAAGACCGCUAUGAGUUUUCCUCUCACAUAGUCCGCGGUGAACACACCUUCCAGUAAGGCGAGGGAUCAGGAUGUAGGGAAGGAAUAAGAAGGGAAAGGAGCAAUAGCCUGUUAUCCGUCCUUAACCCCAGGCCGCUGAGACUGCACAGUUGAAUGACACUGUAGACAAGUGUAGCACAAUCAUAGCAUAGACUUCUUUUUAAGCUACUUAUUGUGAAUCUGAACAGUUGAACAAUCAUAUGAAGGUAUGGGCCAAAGACACAUUUUCUACAUAUUUAAUUAAAGGUUAACGUAGAAGAAGGAAGGUAAGUUGGUUUUUUUUUCUCUUAAAAUGUUCGUGAAUUGUAUAACAGAGCAGCUGUCACACGACUUUGACUAGUUUUUCAUUAUUCUUCUUUGUAAAUGUCUCCUGUUGCGCUUGUCUUGUAAUCAUUCUUUUGUUCCAAAAAAUGUUUUCACCCUCAAGAAGUAAUGAAAACAUGCAAAUGCAGUUCAGCAGAUAGAAUGUCACAAUUAACACUUAUGAUGGAGCUAAAAGCUUUAGGUAGUCUCUAAAAUUCAAUGAAAUAAAACCAUUCUUGAAUUCUUCAACAGACUAAAUAGAAGUAAGAUAAUGAACUGGCUCACUUCCUGUGGCAUAUCACACAGGAUCUGUGCAGUUUUCUUUUUUCUCUCUAUUUUUUUCUAUUACUUUCACCAUGGCCCAUAAUGCUUAUUGUUUUUCCUAUGAACAAUACACGUAACGAUAUGGUUAACUAGUGCUGUGUGUUCUAGCUGCAAGCAACUUGGUGUCCAUCUGGACUUGAUUGACAGUGGUGUGGUUUUCUCUGAUCGUAUCUAUCUGCAGCUGUGGAAAUUUAGCCAGCCGUGACGUGACAUCCUCAGUAGGUCUAUGGUUCUGUAUUGCCAUGCGUAACUGCAUAAUUUCAGUGCAUUAGCUUAUAUUUCCACUAGGACUGUAGUGAUUGAAAAUAAGCUUUGAGAAAUUACAUUAAUUCAACAACAAUGUUUUUUUGAGGCUUUAAUUGCUAUAGUCCUGUAAAAUGCAAGUUAAGAGAAUUUGAAAACUUUGGAUGCAAAAUUUAAAGAGAGGUGUAAGACAUUUUCCUAUCCACAAGAUUCUAACAAAUGCAAAUAAAUGUUCGAACAUAUAUAUUUACAGAGAUAUUUAGCUUAUGCUAACACCCUGAAAAGACUAUAUGGCUAGCUGAUAGCAGAAAACUACCUCUUAGCAACCACUUUGUAAGAUUCAGCUGAUGUGAUAGCCUUUGUUGAAAAACUUAGACUGACAUUAUUUUGCAUAGCAGGGCUGUUUUUUUUCUUUUAUUUUGUUUAACUUGACUAAUGGGCCAGCUAUGCUAGAAGCCAAUGCUAGCAGGGCUAGCUGGCUAACUAAGUUUACAUUUGCUAUCGCAAAUCAUGCAUUUUUGUAGGCUGCUUAGUGUUUUGUUUUUUUUAAAGAUGUUUUUCGGGCUUUUAUGGCCUUUAUUAAAUAGGAGCUGGAGAAAUGACAGAAAACAGAAAUGAGAGAAUGGGGAUGACAUGCAGCAAAUGGCUGUCGGUCAGACCCAGGGUUGCUGCGACAAGGACUCGUAGCCUCUUUAUAUAAGGUGCGUGCUCUACCAACUGAGCUACCCAGAGCCCCAGAUGCUUAGUAUUUACUUAUAGAAAACAUGUUUUUCCAAUCAUUAGUGGCUGGUGAAGUACUUGCAUACCACUACUAAGCCAGAAAAAGAAGACCACCAACUUUCUGCAACUGGCUUGUAAAUUUUGUACUUUUAAAACAAAUUAUGUCAAAAAAGCAAAACAAAACAAAAAAAAUCAGCUCCAACUGCUUUGAAAAUUUUUAACGGACAUUUUUUUAUCCUGUAACAUUUAAAAGACUCAUACUGUAUUUUAAUAUAUCAUGAAAAUUUGAAGCAUGAAAGCUUUAAGAUUUAAAGAUUUUAAAGCUUGAAGUGUUAUUUUGGCUUUCAUUAAUAUAUUAUAGUGAUAACAUAUGUGCUUGGCAUACACAUUUGUAAUUCUUUUUAUUUAUAUCUCAUGAAACCAUAUCUGUUUCUUGUAUCUGGACUUAUUUCUCUCCCUAUCAGCCUCUGUUCAGUUUGCACUCACAAGGUAGAACUAUUGACCAUGUAGCAAAAUCCCAACAAAAGGAGAACAAGAAGGUAUACAAUGAGUAGCCUAAUGAUAAUUGCCAUCUCUGUGCCCCUAAAAGGUUCAGCCAUGGCAGUGUUUAUCCUCAUCUUUUUAAAAUAAAUAAAAACAAAAAUUUCUGAGCUGCAAAACUAAAGCAUACUCCACAAAAAUAACUGACCUUUUCUUUGUUUCCUUGGUUGCUCCUAUUGAAAUUUUUUUAGAUGAAAGAUUGUCUUGCUUGCAGUUUGAGCACAGAUUUCUUAACUAACAUCGUAGUUAAAAACAGGCAGACUUACACGCUUAUAUUGUGAAAUGGCAGAGGGUGGUGACUCUUUGCAUUUUGAUGAUUUAAAGUGAUAUGGCAAUGGAUACCAAAGGGAUACAGGGUACUGCAUGGGUUGCUGUUCUCUGAUGUACCUCAGUCUAUACUUUAGGCCCCUGUUUUUGAUCUAAUCCACUUUGUGCUUUAGGUUGGAUGGCUGUGUGUAUAUAUCAUACAAGUGUUGUGGGUUUUUUUUUCAGUGCUUGGUUACAAGGUCAGGUAGGGUCUGCUUUAUCGGUGCUGUUUCCUAGCACGGCAAAAACAUGCUUAUUUGUCAUUGCCAUUUUUCAUACUAUUUGUAUGUCAUGACAAAUACAGGGAAAUAUCACAAACUCUGCACAAAAGUUAUUAUUGAGGUGCUCUGUCCUUUGCGCCUAACAUUUUGCAGAGAAUGGCAGCUGUCAGCUUUUUUGCAGCUGAACACCUUAAAGUUACUGCAUAAUGGGAAUUGAGGGAAAAGAGAGAAUUCUUGAUGGUGGGCAUUUGGAAUGGUGUUGCCAUAUUGUCAUGGGUAUGACCGCAUACAAAGUGCGUCAAAAAAGAGGACCGCAUGAGGUAAAGUGAGAAGGCACUUCUCAGAACUGUAGCAUUCCUCUUUAAACCUGCUUUGACAUUAGUAUGCAAAAUGUAAAUGGCAAGUAAGAGAUUAGCCGCUUUCUAUUUCCAAAUCAUUUGUCCAUCAUCUACAGUGUGUUCAAUAACAGAUUUCAAUCAGUAAGGCUUGCCGCAGCUCUUUCAUAGUUACUGUCUCUCCUUGUGAAACUGAUAAGACUGUGCUUUGUACAGUUGGCCCUGCACUUUAUGUCUCCAACCUGACUAUUGACAGCUGUUUUUUUGCUCUUUUUUUUUUCUUGAAGUGUAGGUAAAGUGGAAAAUAGUCAUUGGCAGAACACAGGUCGGUCUUUUCUCUGAAAAAAUCAGUCUUGGAGACACAUUGCAAAUUAAGUUUUGCUGUCUGAUGACCAUUUUUUAUUUUAACAGUCAUCAGAACAAGUCUGGCAUUACUAGUUUCCUACUGGUCAGCAUCAUAACAAGUUGAUAAUUCUCUAAGGUUAAACUCAGUGAUUUAUUCCUCCCUGUUCAAUGUCUGUCUGUGAUCAAAAGGCAGCUUUUUUCUCUGUUUACAUGUUGCUUCUCUUAUGCGCAACUGGUGCCCAGCUAGCAUAAAAAAGCCUAAUGUCUGUAAAGUGUUGGCACUGGAAAUUGUUUACACCUCGCAGCUGUGAUACUGACUCUAUACAUUCCUCUAUUAUAUCAUUCCUUUAUGUAUUUAUUAUCUGAAGCCUUAUCUGUUAGGAAAGGGGUCCUCCUAAAACAACAUAUUCUUUUAAUAAUGCUAUGAUCAGAUGUAAAUUAAUGCUACAAAUAUUUUCUUCCUCAAUCCCCCUGAAGAAGGAAUACAAAUAAACUGAGCAGAACUAAAUUAGCAUGAACUGGGUAAAAAAUAUGACAGGAUGUUAUUUUCUCAGUUUUCAUUUGUUCCCCGGGUUAUAUUUGACUUUGGGGUACGUGAGUAUUUGCUUCUUGAUCUAAUAGUAAUGUAAAAAAUACAUCCUUAGAAAUUCUUGAAAUGAAGCAGCCAUAUGAAUAAAGAAAAAACAGUAGGAAAGAAAGGUCAUCUCCUUCUAAGUGAGGAGUUUACUUGAAAAUCAAAAUCAUUGGUAUUGUUUCAGACUGCGGGGAUGUUUUUGUAAAUCUUGCAAAUGCGUGUGCUAAAUGUCUAUUUUUCUGCUGAAAUGUUAAUGCAAAUAGUUUUGUGAACUUGUGUGUGUGUGUUUUAUAUUUUAAAAAUGUUUACAAAAUGUAAAAGGCAGGGUUCAGGUGAAUUGUAUUUUUUAAGAAAUAAUAUAUGAAAGGUGUAUAUUUUGGCACUGAAUAUUGAAAUUACCCAGACACGCGUGCCGAUCGAUCAUCUCUGAUACUUUCCGAUGUGAGGGCUCUCAGGUAUUUGCAUAGGUUGUGUAUUUUUAUGUCCUAAAAUAUGUGAUUUAUUUAUCAAAAAGAUGCACAGCAGUUGAAACUGUUUGGUAAUUUCUUAACGCUGAGUGUGGUGAAGGAAGUUCGAUGAUUGAUCAGCCCUGUUUUCAACAUCAAUGACGUAAACAUGAAGACACACUGCUGUGAAGAAUACAAUGUAUAUUUUUAAGGCAUGGGUUUCUCUCUAUUAAAGACAUGAUUUUAC
Messenger RNA from Plectropomus leopardus (leopard coralgrouper), 6789 nucleotides. The record is from RefSeq and is a predicted model, not a curated record. Lineage: Eukaryota; Metazoa; Chordata; Actinopteri; Perciformes; Serranidae.